AUGUUAGACAAUAUCGCUGAGUUUAGAGCAGAAACCGAUGGAGAAUUAACAAGAAACAAGCACAAGAAGAAAUUUGAAAGACUUCAACAGGAAGAACUCCCUAAAAAGAGAAACACGCCGGGACUAAAUGCAGAUAAAAUUGUCUACAAUGUCUCCAAAAUGGUCCUUGACGAAGCCUUAAAAAGUGUGCUGUCAAAAGGUUUUAACUAUGCUGUAACACCAACACAGAUUGCAGUGGAAAACAUCAUAUGCGGAGUGGAAGCAUCUAUUGAGAAUAUGGACACCAAUAUCGCAGAAACUAUCCAACACGAUGUGUCCCAAAUAAUGAGAAGAGCUAAACCGCCAAAAAAGAAUCUUACGAGAGAAGAAACACAAGACCUACGUAAUCUCCAAAAGAACACCAAGAUACUCGUCCUUCCAGUUGAGGGAAAUGCAACCGUCGUAAUGAACACUCAAGAAUACGACAGGAAGAUCAUGGCUUUACUUAUCGACCCAGUAUACGAACCUAUCUCCACAGACCGUACUACAUACCUUGAAAAUACCACAAAAGCUAAAAUUAAAGCGUCACACAUCAGACAAGAAUAA
This is a messenger RNA of Anoplophora glabripennis (Asian longhorned beetle), 585 nucleotides long. RefSeq lists its product as uncharacterized. The record is from RefSeq and is a predicted model, not a curated record. The coding region runs from base 1 to 585 and encodes 194 amino acids. The transcript has a single exon. Lineage: Eukaryota; Metazoa; Arthropoda; Insecta; Coleoptera; Cerambycidae.